Colias croceus (clouded yellow) is the source of this 1174-nucleotide messenger RNA. RefSeq names its product galactose mutarotase-like. Bases 33 to 1091 code for a protein of 352 amino acids. The record is from RefSeq and is a predicted model, not a curated record. NCBI's taxonomy places the organism in Eukaryota, Metazoa, Arthropoda, Insecta, Lepidoptera, Pieridae. The transcript has 6 exons. Gene Ontology annotation, molecular function: aldose 1-epimerase activity; carbohydrate binding. Gene Ontology annotation, biological process: glucose metabolic process; beta-D-galactose catabolic process via UDP-galactose, Leloir pathway.
UUAUCGUAUACCGGCCGCUUUAUAUAUUAAGCAUGGUGCACUUAACUGAACAACACUUCGGAAGUUUCAAUGAGGAGCCAGUGAAGAAGUUUACUUGGCAAACCAGCAGUGGAUUUUCCGUGUCUGUCAUAUCUUAUGGAGCUAUUGUACAAUCUAUUAAGGUCCCAGACCAAAAUGGUGAAAUAAAAGACGUAGUCCUAGGAUAUGAUACAUUCGAAGACUACGUGACCAAGAACGCUCGGUUCUUCGGCUCUACCAUCGGGAGGUGCGCUAAUAGAAUCCGCGGUGGAACCUUCCAGUUGGAUGGAGUUACUUAUCAACUGGCCAAGAAUAACGGAGACAAUCACUUGCAUGGAGGGAUUAUUGGUUUCAAUAAGGUAAACUGGCAAUCCGUUGUAGACGGCACUAAGGUUGUCUUCAGCUACUUAUCAAAAGAUGGCGAGGAGGGAUAUCCUGGAGAAUUGCUAGUCAACGUGACAUACGAAGUGAAGGAUGAUGACUGCUUAUACAUCGACUUCAAGGCUACUACUGACAAGAAGACGAUCGUCAAUAUGACUAACCAUUCCUAUUUUAACUUGGCUGGUCAUGAGUCCGGCUCGCAAGGGUUGUUUGACCACGUGAUUACUGUUAACGCUGAUAAGAUAACAGAGAGCAACGCAGUAAACAUACCAACCGGGCGUCUUCUUAAAGUUGGAGGAACUCCCUUUGAUUUACGUGUUCCAGUCCGACUUGGAGAUAUUAUCAGCAAACAUGAGAAAUUAUUCGAUCAUAAUUUCUGUGUAUCUGAUAGUGGCAUGGAGGGCCUCAACUUCGUAGCAAAAGUAGAGCACCCUGCAUCAGGUAGAACCCUGGAAGUAUACAGCAACCAGCCUGGUGUUCAGGUCUACACUGGCUACUUCUUACCAGCCCCUGGAGACCAGGCCAUCAUCGGCAAGCAGGGGGUGGAGUAUCGACGAAACGCAGCUUUCUGCCUCGAGACCCAAGUGUACCCUGAUGCUAUUAAUCACCCCCACUUCCCGUCUGUGGUGUUGAAGCCAGGGGAAGUUUAUGAUCAUAGGGUGAUGUACAAUUUUGGUGGUAUGAGGGAAUAAUAUUUUAAUUAUGUGAUAUAAGACAAGUAUCUGUUUGUACUGCUAUGUGUUUGGUUAAUAAAUGUAUUGUAUGAAAGCAACUA